UGUUGCCCGAAUGUUCGCACUACACCUCUGAUGCGCUCUGGGCUCUGAUAUAAGCGAUAAAUAGUGAACGUAGGCUUUAAAGUGGCUUCCUUCAAAAAAUGGUAAAAACAAGGAUGAUCUCAAAGAACUGCCCCAACUGCGAAGGUCAAAUUGCGAUCGCCUCCAAACGUUGCACCGCCUGUGGACACUCGUUUACCGGCCGUGAACCAGGAAAAAGUGGUCGCCCAAAAGGAAGCGGCAAGAAGAGUGGACGACCAUCGGCAGCUGAGCAAAAACGAGCUGCUGCCAUCGCUGCCUCGGCCCAGAUCCAGCGCCGAAGAACCGGGAGGGUCCGGCGGGAGAAACCCAACUAUUACGAUUCCUUGCAGUUCGAAAAAAAGAAAAAGAAAACUAAGCCUACCCGAUCAGCGUUGUUCAAGGGCAAAGAAGCCAAACAGACUCAGCUGAUUGCAGUGAAGGAAACGGUCGCCGCCAGAGCCAAUCGGCAUGCUCAACGAAAGGCACGGAAGGAGGAAAUCGACGGUGGAGGCGAUUUGGCAGCCAAGCUUCCUUUAGAAAAACAGGAAAUCGCUGCACUGAUAUUAUCGGAGAUCAACCGGAAGUUGGGGUCCGUAGUCUGGAAGCAGCCUUGAAGGCAUCGCCUAUUUACCAAAAUGAUAAAUUCCACAUCUUGGACCCGAUCGGUAAAAGUACCGAAGUCGUAAGUAUUGUUUAUGUGUACCUAAAUAACUGGUAUCUUAACCUUAUUUAGAGAACCGCAAAUUCAUAAAAAUACAAAAAAUGACGAAACUUUAGAUGGAAUAUAAACAGUACAUAUGGAAAAUCCUGAAAGUGAAAGGAUUUUUCCGACACUCUUA
Messenger RNA from Uranotaenia lowii, 857 nucleotides. RefSeq lists its product as uncharacterized. NCBI's taxonomy places the organism in Eukaryota, Metazoa, Arthropoda, Insecta, Diptera, Culicidae. The transcript is spliced from 3 exons. The record is from RefSeq and is a predicted model, not a curated record. The coding region runs from base 99 to 632 and encodes 177 amino acids.